Molecule: messenger RNA, 4124 nt
Organism: Manis javanica (Malayan pangolin)
Lineage: Eukaryota; Metazoa; Chordata; Mammalia; Pholidota; Manidae
Gene: MMP15
Product: matrix metallopeptidase 15
Biological process (GO): collagen catabolic process; proteolysis; extracellular matrix organization
Cellular component (GO): extracellular matrix
Molecular function (GO): zinc ion binding; metalloendopeptidase activity
Source: RefSeq, a predicted model, not a curated record
CCCUUUAAGAACGGCGGCGGCCGCGGCGCGCAGGGAGGAGGGCAGGGAGCGAGCGCUCCGAGCUGCGCCGAACUCGCCGGGAACGUCGGGCGCCGGCUCCCUGGCUCGCUCGCUCGCUGCGACCCGCUCCCUGCUCCUCCUCCCGGGACUUCGCGGGGACCUGGGCCCCGUCGGGCGCAGGGCGAGCAGAGUCCCCGGGCGGAAGGUGCGCGCUCUGGGCAGCACCCGGCCCCGGGCAUGGACAGAGGGAGGUGGGCGCGCAGGGGGCGCCGCGGGACCGGGCGGCCGGAGCGCUGAGCCAGACAAAGGCUCAGGAGUUGCGCCUGCUCUCGGGAGCCCGGCCCCCGGCGCCGAGGCUGCGGGACCCCGCGGCGGGCGGCUCCAGCCAGCCCCCUCCCCCGCGGGCCGGCCCCGCGCGCCCGGACCUGCCCUGCCCGCUGCUCCUCGGGCGUGGGAAUUUGCGAGGGAACCUAAGCGGCUCCGCGGACACCCGGACCGGGAGGUCUGCCGCGCGCCCGCCGGGCGGGGAGCCAGGGAGCGUCGCAAGUUUCCGAGCCGCGUGCGGGGACCCGGUGCCAGCGAGGGAGCGAGCCCCGCGUGCAGCUCCCCGGGCCGGCUCCGAGACCAUGGGCAGCGACCGGAGCGCGCCCGGACGGCCGGGCUGGGCGGGCAGCCUCUUUGGCGGCCGGGAGGCGGCGGUGCGGCCGCGACUGCUGCCGCUGCUCCUGGUGCUUGUGAGCUCCCUGGGCCGCGGCGCCGCGGCGGAGGACACUGAAGUCAAUGCCGAGAACUGGCUGCGGCUCUACGGCUACCUGCCCCAGCCCAGCCGCCACAUGUCUACCAUGCGCUCUGCCCAGAUCCUGGCCUCAGCCCUCGCCGAGAUGCAGCGCUUCUAUGGGAUUCCCAUUACGGGUGUGCUUGAUGAAGAGACCAAGGCGUGGAUGAAGCGGCCCCGCUGUGGGGUGCCGGACCAGUUUGGGGUUCAUGUGAAAGCCAAUCUGCGGCGGCGGCGGAAGCGCUACGCUCUCACUGGGAGGAAGUGGAACAACCACCACCUGACCUUCAGCAUCCAGAACUAUACAGAGAAGCUGGGCUGGUACCACUCGCUGGAGGCGGUGCGCAGGGCCUUCCGCGUGUGGGAGCAGGCCACGCCCCUGCUCUUCCAGGAGGUGCCCUACGAGGACAUCCGGCUGCGGAGGCAGAAGGAGGCUGACAUCAUGGUACUCUUUGCCUCUGGCUUCCAUGGCGACAGCUCACCAUUCGAUGGCACAGGUGGCUUUCUGGCCCAUGCCUAUUUCCCUGGCCCUGGUCUGGGCGGGGAUACCCAUUUUGAUGCAGACGAGCCCUGGACCUUCUCCAGCACUGACCUGCAUGGGAACAGCCUCUUCCUGGUAGCAGUGCACGAGCUGGGCCAUGCACUGGGGCUGGAGCACUCGAGCAACCCCAGCGCCAUCAUGGCCCCAUUCUACCAGUGGAUGGACACCGACAACUUCCAGCUGCCCGAGGAUGACCUCCGGGGCAUCCAGCAGCUCUAUGGCACCCCAGAUGGUCAGCCACAGCCCACCCGGCCCCUCCCCACCGUGACUCCCCGGCGGCCAGGCCGACCAGACCAUCGGCCCCCCAGACCUCCCCAGCCACCACCCCCAGGUGGGAAGCCAGAGCGGCCCCCGAAGCCAGGCCCCCCAGCCCAGCCCCGAGCCACGGAGCGGCCUGACCAAUAUGGCCCCAACAUCUGCGACGGGGACUUUGACACAGUGGCUAUGCUACGUGGAGAGAUGUUCGUGUUCAAGGGCCGCUGGUUCUGGCGGGUCCGGCACAACCGCGUCCUGGAUAACUAUCCCAUGCCCAUUGGGCACUUCUGGCGUGGUCUGCCCGGUGACAUCAAUGCUGCCUAUGAGCGCCAAGACGGGCGCUUCGUCUUUUUCAAAGGUGACCACUACUUUCUCUUCCGGGAAGCAAACCUGGAGCCUGGCUACCCACAGCCGCUGACCAACUACGGCCUGGGCAUCCCCUAUGACCACAUCGACACAGCCAUCUGGUGGGAGCCCACAGGUCACACUUUCUUCUUCCAAGAGGACAGGUACUGGCGCUUCAAUGAGGACACACAGCGUGGAGACCCCGGCUACCCCAAGCCCAUCAGUGUCUGGCAGGGAAUCCCCGCCUCCCCCAGAGGGGCCUUCCUGAGCCACGAUGCAGCCUACACCUACUUUUACAAGGGCACCAAGUACUGGAAGUUUGACAACGAGCGCCUGCGAAUGGAACCCGGCUACCCCAAGUCCAUCCUGCGGGACUUCAUGGGCUGCCAGGAGCACAUGGAGCCGGGACCCCGAUGGCCCGACGUGGCCCGUCCGCCCUUCAACCCUGACGCGGGUGCAGAGCCUGGGGCAGGCAGCGACAGCCAGGAGGGCGAGGAGGGCCGUGAAGUCGGCCCGGGUGGCGGAGAGGGGGACUUUGGGGCCGGCACAGACGAGGGCAGCCGCGUGGUGGUGCAGGUGGAGGAGGUCGCGAGGACGGUGAAUGUGGUGGUGGCACUGGUGCCCCCACUUCUGCUGCUGCUUGGCAUCCUGGGCCUCGCCUACGCCCUGGUGCACAUGCAACGCAAGGGCGCACCCCGCAUGCUCCUCUACUGCAAACGCUCUCUGCAGGAGUGGGUCUGACCCUGCACAGCCCUUCCUGCUCCCCACGGUGCUACGGGCAGGGUGGCAGCGCCUGUGAUUCUGAGAUGCCUCCUAGGGCACCCAGCAAGAGCCUUCCUCCGCUCCCUAAACCCUGGGCGGGGGCACCUCCAGGCCCUCUGGCAUCCCCGCCAGCCCUUUCCCCGUUGUUUAUUUAUGCCCAGGUAUCUUUUUUUGCACACUAAUUGAGCAUUCUUUCUACUUUCCUGACCAGAGGUGGUUCCUCAGGGCAGGGGUUAGAGCUUUCUAAAGGCAGUUCUGCUCCAGACAGGGAAUUGGGCCCCACCCACCUCUGGCUUGGCCACGGCUGGAGGAGCAGAGGGUCAGAAGGCCCCGGGGAAGAGUUCCUGAAGGGCUGCUGAGGCUCAUGCCCUGGGACCCCUCAGCCUGAGCUCUGGCCAGGACCUCAGGCUCCUUCAGCCUUGGAGGCUGGUGGGGCCUGACUGGCUUCCACCCACCCGAUCUCCCCCUGCCUUAGGAAGAGCUUUUGCCCAGGAGCACCCCCCAGGCUGGAGGGGACAUAUCGAAGCAGGGGGGCGCUCAGGGCCGUGAGUCUGUGUUGAGUUUUGUUCCUUCCCGGCCCACCUCUGACAGUCCCAGCAACCUGGGCCCUGCGUUCCUGGUCAGCCAAGGGGUCCUCAGCCCCCAUUUACCGUGUACCCCUUGAGCCCACACCUCCUUCCCUCUGUGGAGAAGGAGCCCUGUGCCUGCCUUAGCAAGGACCAAAGGGGGUCUGCCAAGGUCCCUCCCCCGGAGAGCCUCGCCCUCAGGCUGGGCUGCUCGCCCCUGUCCACUUUCUCCUCUCUGAGCAGUGACCCACCUGGGCCCCUUCCCUCGGCUUCCUCCAGCCUCUCUCACCCACACCGCUGUCCCCAGGAGCCUCAGCACUGCUCCAGCCUCAGGGUGCAGCCGCCACUGUCCCAGCUGUCCCAGGGAGAGAGGAGGCUGAUGGGUGCCUAGGCUGGGGUAGUGGAUAUCCACAGACAUGUGCCUGGGGGUUCCUCCCCUCCAGCUCCCUGUCCCCCAGGGCACUGGGAGGAGGGACACGUGGGGAAAAGCCAGCAGAUUGUCCCUCCCACCCCACAGACACAGUGGGAUCCCAUUGUGGCCUGGAGACUCCCCUCCUCCAGAGCUUAGCCCUGAGGACAGAGAUACUUCCUCUUUUUCCUUCCCAAAGUAAGCAGAAGGAGAGGCUGCUGUGGGAAAUGGUACUGUACAGCCGGCUCUGUCCCCUCUGCCUCUGCGCAGGCCUGAGCAAGGGUCCACCACCCAGAAUCCCCAGGGCCCCUGGAGGGAGGGGAUUCUCAUGGGUCUGGCCCUGAACACAGGUCUAGCAGCUUCCAACCCCCUCCAUCCUCAGAGCCAGCCAAGGUGGGUGGGGAGUCAGUGUCUACCCCCAUAUGUUUCUUUCUGUAAAUAACUGCACUGAUUAAAUCAUAUGGCCGGCAA